Molecule: messenger RNA, 3498 nt
Organism: Drosophila elegans
Lineage: Eukaryota; Metazoa; Arthropoda; Insecta; Diptera; Drosophilidae
Gene: tkv
Product: bone morphogenetic protein receptor type-1B
Exons: 3
Coding region: 1000-2529 (509 amino acids)
Biological process (GO): protein phosphorylation; dorsal/ventral pattern formation; BMP signaling pathway
Cellular component (GO): signaling receptor complex; plasma membrane
Molecular function (GO): transforming growth factor beta receptor activity, type I; ATP binding; SMAD binding
Source: RefSeq, a predicted model, not a curated record
CCGCGAGUCGUGACGUAUCCACCGGAUUGUUAAGCAAGACCGUAUUCAGAUACAAUCCCAGAAAUUGUCGAAUUCGUUUAAGCAUCUCGCCUCGUCUUUCAUCAAAAAACAAAUAUUUUUGAUUUGUUUUGAAACUAACUGUGCCUUACGGAAAUAUUUGUAACUAAAUAAAAACAUAACAAAAGUGUUUAAAAGGCUAUAAAUGUUUAAAGAUUAUAAAUAGAAAAUUAUCCCAAAAGCUCUAUUGUUAAGCCAGUGCAAGUGCUAAUAAUUAUAAAUAGUGUAAACACAAGAGAGAGAAAAAAACAACUAAAACACAGGAUAUUCCUAAACUUGGGGAUUGAGUUUCACCUGAUUUGUAUUGCCACCUUUCGUAUAUAAUUAUAAUCAACGUGAUCACGCGCUCACACCAAGCAAAACAAAAAAAGGAAAAACACGGCGGAAAGAGACAAGCGGCAGCGCAGGAUCAAGUUUUGGCCGAAACCCAUAAUUUCGCCCAUCUUGCUAUCUUCGUCUUUUUCAUUUGGCUCCAUGGUGUCGCCGGCUUGACCGCCGCCGCCUGCCUAUAAACAAAACCCAAGUCUAAAGACUGAAGACUGAAGCCUUAAGACCCCGACUCCCGACUCCCGGCUCCCGGUCUCCAAACCCCCAAAGAGAUUCGAAUCCAGUUCUCCUGGUGCUUUUGUUUUGCUUUUGUUGCUGCUGUUGCCUCGCUUCGCCUCGCGUUUAUUGUUUUGCUGCACAGCGAACAGAGCCAAGGAAAAUAACACGGGGCACGGGGAUAUUUGAGGGGAAACUGGCCCCAAACACCCGGGAUCCCGUCUAUAUAGAGAAGGAGGAAGGCCAACAAAAAAAACAACACAACACAUUGAGCAGCACAGCGCAGCGCAGCAAGAACGACGAUCGGCCGAGGCAACAACAACUAAGUUGCAUUGCAGCCGCCGCCGUAUAAAAAUCAUCAGCGUCGUUGCCGCAUUGCUGUUGUUGUAGCCAUCAGACAUGGCGCCGAAAUCCAGAAAGAAGAAGGCUCAUGCCCGUUCGCUGACCUGCUACUGCGAUGGCAGCUGUCCGGACAAUGCCAGCAAUGGAACCUGCGAGACCAGACCCGGUGGCAGCUGCUUCAGUGCCGUGCAGCAGCUGUACGACGAGACGACCGGGAUGUACGAGGAGGAGCGCACAUACGGAUGCAUGCCACCGGAAGACAACGGUGGCUUCCUCAUGUGCAAAGUGGCCGCUGUACCUCACCUGCAUGGCAAGAACAUCGUGUGCUGCGACAAGGAGGACUUCUGCAACCGCGACCUGCAUCCCGUGUACACACCCAAGCUGACCACCCCGGCACCGGAUCUGCCCGUGAGCAGCGAAUCGGUGCACACGUUGGCCCUCUUCGCCUCGAUCGUUGUGUGCAUGUCCGUGCUGAUGCUGAUCCUGGCCAGCCUGUGCUUCACCUACAAGCGGCGUGAGAAGCUGCGCAAGCAACCGCGUCUGAUCAGCUCCAUGUGCAACUCGCAGCUGUCGCCAUUGUCGCAGCUGGUGGAGCAGAGCAGUGGCUCCGGAUCGGGACUGCCGCUGCUGGUGCAGCGCACCAUUGCCAAGCAGAUCCAGAUGGUGCGACUGGUGGGCAAGGGUCGCUACGGCGAGGUCUGGCUGGCCAAAUGGCGCGACGAGCGGGUGGCCGUCAAGACCUUCUUCACCACCGAGGAGGCUUCGUGGUUCCGCGAGACGGAGAUCUAUCAAACGGUCCUCAUGCGUCACGACAACAUACUCGGUUUCAUUGCCGCCGACAUCAAGGGUAAUGGCAGCUGGACACAGAUGCUACUCAUCACGGACUACCACGAGAUGGGCAGCCUGCACGACUAUCUGUCCAUGUCGGUGAUCAAUCCACAGAAGCUGCAGCUGCUGGCCUACUCACUGGCCUCCGGACUGGCCCAUCUGCACGACGAGAUCUUCGGCACUCCCGGCAAACCGGCCAUUGCCCAUCGCGACAUCAAGAGCAAGAACAUACUGGUCAAGCGGAAUGGCCAGUGCGCCAUCGCCGACUUCGGGUUGGCUGUCAAGUACAACUCGGAGCUGGAUGUCAUACACAUUGCCCAGAAUCCGCGUGUCGGCACACGUCGCUACAUGGCCCCCGAGGUGCUGGGUCAACAGCUCGAUCCCAAGCAGUUCGAGGAGUUCAAGCGGGCGGACAUGUACUCUGUGGGUCUGGUUCUCUGGGAGAUGGCCCGUCGCUGCUACACACCCAUCUCGGGCACCAAGACAACGACCUGCGAGGACUAUGCCCUGCCCUAUCACGAUGUGGUGCCCUCGGAUCCCACGUUCGAGGACAUGCACGCUGUGGUGUGCGUGAAGGGCUUCCGGCCACCGAUCCCGUCGCGCUGGCAGGAGGACGAUGUACUGGCCACCGUCUCCAAGAUCAUGCUGGAGUGCUGGCAUCCGAAUCCCACCGUUCGGCUGACUGCCCUGCGCGUGAAGAAGACGCUCGGACGAUUGGAAACGGACUGCCUGAUCGAUGUGCCCAUCAAGAUUGUCUAGAGCCUAGGUUAAACCUACAAUACAUAGGUUGCAUUUAGUUUUGCUGUUUCGUUCUGUAUUGCGUUCAAGCAUCUGCCUAGUUGUAAGUUGUAAUCGUAAGUUGCCUGUACUUGAGCGGAGCAAAGCAGAGGAUGUCCUUCAGAGAGGUGCCUAUUUUGCGAUUACUCCGCGAUUACGCCGCACUGAUUGUAAGCUAGAGGUUAUACUAUAAGAGUGCUAAGUUGACAGGAGCUAGUUGCUAAGGGCCCUUGCUAAAUCUUUGGUUACAAAAAUGCUUUAACUAUUUGAGAAAUAUAUAGGGAGUAUGUAUUUUUGAUUGAUGUACAUAUAAGUAUGAGAACAAAAAUCGAGCAGAAUCGAAAUUUACAUGUAACAUACUUUAACUUUAACUUUUUGUGUGCCAGCUUUUCUAUGCUUUAAUGUUACGAUCUAAGCCCCCAUGUUUUUCGGACCCCCCUUAAUACACAUAACUAUGUGUUUGUAUCUAGUGUUUAAGCGAACAACUUUGCAAACUUUGUGCAAGUGAAUGCUGCCUUUUGUAAAAUCCAAGGAAUUAGUUGCCUUAAGACAAAGUGUAAAGACAGGAGCCUGACUCCCCUACUCCUCGCCCCUUUCAGUAGCACAUUUAUUUAUGUAUUGUAGUACAUGUAUCCAGAGAUAUACAUAGAUGAUAAUACUAUAUUCUCGAGAAGUGCACUUGCGUCGGCUCUUUUGUUUUGUGUAAAUAGCAAAGAUGUUUAUAGGCCGCUAACCAUACAGAUAUAUAGUAUAUAUAUUAUAUAUUAUCGUUAUAAGCGAUGCUGUAAAUACUAUAUAUGUAUCCUUAUCUUUAUCUUUAUAUUUAUCUGUAACCGUUUAACUUAUCUCUUAUCGUUCUUAUCGAGUAACCAUUGUUUAAGCUAGAAUUAGACAGUAGACUAGCCAGUAAGAGAAACUACAUAAAGAAGUAAACUAUGCUAACUAGAUGGA